Lathyrus oleraceus (garden pea) is the source of this 1197-nucleotide messenger RNA. RefSeq lists its product as uncharacterized. The transcript has a single exon. Bases 265 to 915 code for a protein of 216 amino acids. The record is from RefSeq and is a predicted model, not a curated record. Lineage: Eukaryota; Viridiplantae; Streptophyta; Magnoliopsida; Fabales; Fabaceae.
UAUAAAAAAAAACAAACCCGUUCCUCCAUCUUCUCCUUCCAUUUUGUCUUUGUUCACUUCCUUUCAUUUCACACCCAAUAAAUUAAUUACUCUUUUGUUUUCUUCCUUUUCUUUAAUAUUCAAGCUUACAAUGCGUGCCGAUCCCAACUCGUAGUAGUAUAUUAAUUCAACCCGCAAUUCCAUUCGCCUAAAAAACCGUUUCGUUUCUUCUAACCUCUUUUUAAAUGCCGUUUAAACCUCACGAGAUCUCCGUUUGAGAGAGACAUGAGUCAGCUCGGUUUGUUAUUGCAGGAGACUCGGGGUGAGUCAAGAACGAUUCUCGGUUUGUUAAGGGAACAAAUGGACGGUGUUGAUGGAGUUCCUCGUAGGAGGCGUUCCUUCAAGGAACGGUUUGGAUUCAUCGGGAUAGGUUGUUGCGGAGCCACACGGGGAUUCCGUUCUUCUUCUUCUUCUUCUUCACCUCAAUUACCUCAGCAACAAAUUUCGGAUACGGAUCCGGUUCAGGAUCCUAGCGUCUGUUUAGGCCCGAAUCCAACUGCUUCGGGUUCGAGUUCGGGUAACAUGAAUCUUGCGGCGGCGUUAGCGGCGGAGCGACACCUCCGAAGACCGGCGGUGGAGAAUAUCGUCGGAGGGGGUAGGACUCCGGGGACACCGUGGAGAGUGUCGUUGAUGAGGCUCCUAGAGGAGACGGAAAAUGGUGACACGGUGGCGGCUAAGGCUGUGACAGAGGUAAAAGAAAGUGGUGUGGCGGGAAAUGAUUCGGUGUGCUGCGUGUGCAUGGGAAGGAAUAAAGGCGCGGCGUUUAUUCCAUGUGGACAUACUUUUUGCAGAGUCUGCUCUAGGGAGCUGUGGCUGAACAGAGGCUCCUGUCCACUUUGUAACCGUUCGAUUCUUGAGAUUCUUGAUAUUUUCUAGAAUGUUCUUCAAUGAGGUGAUGAAGAUCUUUGUCUUUUUUCAACAAUCUCAUUCUUUUUCACGUGUAAUAUGAAUUUCCUUUCAUGUUCAAAGUUCAAAUGUUCUACAAGAAUCUUUUUUUUUAUCUAUUGUAUAUACUAUGAUGAUUGAUGAUGAAAAUCCAUUAGACAAAAAAAUUGGCUCCACUAUUAAGUUGUGAUAUAUUUUACUUUGUUAUUUGAAUAAUUAGUGUUUAAUCAUACACUAAUUUUAUAAUGGAGUGCAGCUAAUGAUGCUUUUAUC